GUUCCACAACCGAUAAUAUCUUCUAAAACCUAGCCAAAACCCUAAUUCGAUCCUCGAACAAACUGCAAUCAACUAUGGCUUCUCGCUACAGAACACUCUCCAGACCCGCGGUUAACAUUCUCAAAUCCACCAUUUCAAAGCCUUCAAUCAAUCCCGGAUGCUUUGUUCAAUCCUCACGCCCAUCUCCAUCUCUUUUCACAAGGCCAUUAGCUCAAUUAGGUGCAUUCCAGUCUCUACUACCUCUCCACACAGCGGUCUCCUCUGCUCGGCUUACGUCGUGCCUUGGCACCGACACCAAAGGCUGCAGGUCGCUGUCUCAGGGUAUGCUCUGCAGUGCCAACCCUGGAGUUUGAUAUAUUUUCUAAUGUUUCUAAUUAGGUCUCUGCGUGCCACGAUAAGAGACUAAUUGUCAAAGGUGGACGAAGUGAUUUGAUCAACGAUUUGGGACUUCCCAUUUGAUAUAUGUGAUUUUCACUUUUAUCCAAGUGAAAUAAAUUCUUGACAAUUUUGUAUAACGCAUACGUUGAUGAAAAUCUUGGAUUGGUCUUAUUUUUGUUGGAUUGGUCUUA
Olea europaea var. sylvestris is the source of this 569-nucleotide messenger RNA. RefSeq lists its product as uncharacterized. The coding region runs from base 75 to 353 and encodes 92 amino acids. The transcript is spliced from 3 exons. NCBI's taxonomy places the organism in Eukaryota, Viridiplantae, Streptophyta, Magnoliopsida, Lamiales, Oleaceae. The record is from RefSeq and is a predicted model, not a curated record.